Corythoichthys intestinalis (scribbled pipefish) is the source of this 4047-nucleotide messenger RNA. RefSeq names its product nuclear receptor subfamily 2, group E, member 1 (gene nr2e1). Bases 473 to 1666 code for a protein of 397 amino acids. The record is from RefSeq and is a predicted model, not a curated record. Gene Ontology annotation, biological process: negative regulation of transcription by RNA polymerase II; cell differentiation; anatomical structure development. NCBI's taxonomy places the organism in Eukaryota, Metazoa, Chordata, Actinopteri, Syngnathiformes, Syngnathidae. Gene Ontology annotation, molecular function: RNA polymerase II cis-regulatory region sequence-specific DNA binding; zinc ion binding; nuclear receptor activity. The transcript has 9 exons.
GGAGAUCUCCACCCUCCACCCCUCAGCUUCCAGCCUCCCAUGACACUUGUGCUAAAUAUUAGCAGGCAUUAUUCGGGCCAAGUCGCAGCACAAAGUCACACCUGCGGACAAAACUCAAUACGCCUCGGUGCUUGUCCUAAAAGAUUUGGGGUUGUGUUUUUCCUCUCCCGACCCGGCCUCCACUACCUCCAACUUGACGCCUGUUGCGCGCCUACCGCAGCCGCCAACAGGUCACCUUUGCCGGGCUGCUAAGGGGCUGCGAGUCGGUCCGGUUCUCUUGUUGACCGGACUCGGAAGGGGAACCAUGCGCCGCCGUGCGUGUUGAGCGUGGACUAAUUGGGGAAGUUUGGACAGGGGCAAGGACCGAGAAAAUCAAGAACUAUUUCAAGAAUUUGUCAUAAAUAUAUUUAUGUAUUUAUUUUAAAAGAAGGGACAUUUUCCGACCUGAACUUUCAUCAUUUGAGCAUCCACGAUGAGCAAAGCUGCCGGCUCAACAAGUGGUUGUUUGGAUAUUCUCAAUGUCAAGUCAAGUCGCAUCCUGGACAUCCCGUGCAAAGUGUGCGGAGACCGCAGCUCGGGCAAGCACUACGGCGUCUACGCCUGUGACGGCUGCUCCGGCUUCUUCAAGAGGAGCAUUCGUCGAAACAGAACCUACGUGUGCAAGUCUGGCUCUCAGGGUGGGUGUCCUGUGGAUAAAACUCAUAGAAACCAAUGCCGAGCAUGCCGCUUGAAAAAGUGCCUGGAAGUCAACAUGAAUAAAGAUGCCGUCCAACACGAGAGAGGACCCCGAACAUCCACUAUCCGAAAACAGGUGGCCUUAUACUUCCGAGGUCAUAAAGAUGUGAACGGGUCAUCAACACAUUUCCCAGGAUCCUCUCUGCCGGGCCCCCCUUUUUUCACUACUGUCACACAACUGGAGCCUCACAAUUUAGACAUGAGUACAGUGGCCAGCACGCCUGAGAGGCAGGCUAUCGUGGGACUGGCUCAGCCCACCCCAAAGUACCCUCACGAAGUCAGCGCCACCCCCAUGUACCUGUACGAGGUGGCCACCGAAUCGGUGUGUGAGUCAGCGGCCCGCCUUCUCUUCAUGAGUAUUAAGUGGGCCAAAAGUGUGCCCGCCUUCUCCACGCUCCCCUUAUCUGACCAGUUGAUUCUGUUGGAGGACGCUUGGAGGGAAUUAUUUGUCCUGGGAAUCGCACAGUGGGCAAUCCCAGUGGACUCUACGACUCUACUAGCCGUUUCUGCAGGGAUGAACACCGAAAACACUGAAUCCCAGCGGAUGAACAAGAUCAUGUCCGAAAUACAAGCACUCCAAGAGGUAGUCACCAGGUUCCGACAGAUGAGGCUGGACGCCACAGAAUUCGCCUGUUUGAAAUGUAUCGUGACGUUUAAAGCUGUCCCUACGCAGGGCGGUGCAGAAUUGAGAAAUUUCCGGAACGCCAGCGCCAUUGCCGCGCUACAGGAUGAAGCACAGCUCACGUUAAACAGCUACAUCCACACCAGGUACCCAACUCAACCAUGUCGUUUUGGCAAAUUGCUGCUGCUCCUGCCGUCUCUGCGUUCGGUCGGCCCUUCUACCAUCGAGGAAGUCUUUUUCAAGAAGACCAUCGGCAACGUGCCUAUCACCAGGCUCCUCUCCGACAUGUACAAAUCCAGCGACAUAUGACCUCACUGCCCAACCCGCCUGCCUGGAGUGAAAAGACUUAAACAUGAAGGGGCGGAGGGGGCCCACGGACCCACCCAGCGCCAUAGUUAGGAGAAGCACAUCUGUAUGAAAGACGACACGUCAAGAAAACAAGUUCAUCAACUAGCCUGUUAACAGGGGCUCUAGUUAAAGGAUUAGCGUAACCACCGUAAUAGAUUUACCUAUAAAGAAGCACUGGUGUGGACAGAGGCGAGCUAUUCAUGUAUACAGAUGACUAAAGACUGUGGAGCAGCUGCCAAGUGAUUUGACAAAGAUAUGUUCUAUAUGAAAAUAAUUUCAAGUGUCUGUGAGACCAAUGAGCUUGACGACCAAUUUAAUAUUUUAUUGCUGUGUUCAAUCCAAGUGGAGGAAACCAAAAAAAAAAAAAAAAAAAAUUGAAAGAAACACACGAGAAUGGGUGAUAUCAGUAAAACCCCCCUCCUCAUCUGGUGUUAAAAUCAAGUGCACCUUGAAAUGUAGAGAAAAUGAUCUCUGUGGGGAAAAAGGAGGGGGGAUUUGCAAUGGACUUGGUGUGUAUUUAAAUGUUUGUAUCCAAGCGCAACAUUAAAAUGUAUAGGUCAACUUAAAAGUUAGACACUAACGUGGAUUAAAAAAAAAUAUUCAGCACUUGGGAGCUGUUUUGUUGAAAAAUAUGGUGGUUUUAUUCUGUUGUAAAUACUUGGGAGUUAUAACUAUUUAGAGGUGAAACCAUAUGAAUAAAAGACAAUGAAUUGAAAAGUUUUUUUUCCCCCUCAAUUUUUGAUAGAAAUCAGUGCAUUGCCACAUUGGUCAGUUUAAACUGCAAAAACACACUUCCUUAAAACUUGUUAAAUUCUCUUGUUUUUCAGUAUAAAUACUAGAAAUAAAUUAUAUCGGACUCAGACUUCUUGAAAUGAGAGAAAUAGCAAGCUGACAAUAAACUUGGACCUAUUUUAAGCAACAAAUGAGGAUAUUUAAUCUUUAAAAAAGCUUGUCAGAAAUGUUCUUAUUUCAAGAAUAUUGUUCAAAACAUUAUUUGAAAGCAAAUUUUUCUUGAGUUAGGUGAAUAAUUACCAGCUUUGAGAUGUAUGGGUUUAAUAAUAAAUAGUAAUAUUUACUAAAAGUGGAAUAACCUGACGCAUUAACCUUUUAACUAGUCUUUAACACUCAAAACAAGAUGCAGAAAAUUUUUGACUAGAUUUAAGAAAAAUAAUCUGAUUAUGACGGUAUAAAUUUACAGUGUAGUGUGCUUAAAAAAACAAAAAAACACUGUACACAUGGUUAAAUGAAAAUAAACUGGAAAAAAUAUGGGAUUUUGAAACUAAAGUGAAAACGGGUUGGAAUUUUAAUGGGCAAAAAAUGUUUUUACAAUAUCAUAAAUACAGCAAGUAUCAUAACAUACCGUACAUAUGAAUGUAGAAACCUUACGAUUCUGAUGCAUUAUUAGUAUCAGUAUAAAUAAUUGUAUAGCAUUUUUAAAUACAUAUUUAUAACAAAAAAUAAGGUCUUUAAGUAUUUUUUUUAACAACAAAACCAAAUGUAUUCAUUUUCUAAGGGAUUGUACUACCUAUUAGUGCUGCAACGAUUGAUCGAGUAAUUCGAUUAGACAAAGAGCUUCGAAUUAAAUUUUGCUACUUCGAGAAUUCGUUUAAUUAAUGUUGUAAUGGUUUGUUUUGAAAGUGUUUGCAUUUUACUGAUUUGGGUGGAUACACUACCCUCUAGCGGCAACAGUGAAUAUGACAACUCAUUUAACAUGGCUGAAUCCAGAUGCUUCCUUAUAAGACCAACAUAAGGUAAGUUUUUGUUUGAGCAAAUGUUUUUAUGCAUUUGUAAUUUAAAGGUAUAUUUAGCCGUUUUACUUUUUGUGGGAAUAUGUGUUUGAACGAUUUGUUAAGCACAUUGUUAAAAAAAAGUUAGCAUUUUAUAGCAUUUAAGCUAGCAGACUUUUGCUACGCAAAUUAGUCAAUUGUUCUUUUGUUAUAAUUGGAUCAUCUUUUUUUUAAAUACCAUUUGACGCAAAGCCCAGGUAUUUUAAUUUUUUUUGUUCCGAAUCCGAUUACUUAUUUAUUCGAACUAACUAGUUCAUUGAUUAAUCGACUACUAAAACAAUAUAGCUGCAGCCCGAUUACAUAUAACCUCAAAUAAUCUAAAUUCUCAUUAAGAUUACUUUUACGGCUCUCGUUCCCUUUCGUACGGACAUAUUUAUAAGCAAUUUAAAAAAAACUAUGCAAUUGUGCAUUUGACAUUUCACCGAUUUUAUUGGAAAAUCUUCAAAAUAAACAACAAAAAAAUGGCACAGCAGUAUAUAAAUCUCAAAAUGCGUAUAUAGCCAGUAGAAAUACUGCAGUUCCCUCUGUGUAAAUUGACUUUCUAGAAAAGCGAUG